CGAGGGCUCAUCUCAGCAGUGGCAAACCAGUAAACAAGAAAGCUUGGGCGUAGCUCGCAACUAGGCAGCGAGAAGAGGAGAGCAUCGUCCGUUCACCAUGUGGCCGGAGAUGAAGGCGUGGGCGUCCAUGGCCGACGACCCGCUGAAGCGCGCCUCGUCGUCGGCGACGAGCCCGUCCAGCCCCAUGCGCCGCUUCAGCCCCACCACGAUGGCCGUCGGCGGCCUCCUCGCCGUCGGCACCGUCGGCUACUUCAUGUUCAUGGGCAAGGACGACAGGCAGCGCGAGCGCGACAGGCACAACGAGCGCCUGGCUCAGCGCCCCUGAGAAGCUGCCAUCGUCGCCGCCCCUCGCCUGAGGGAGGCGAACGCCGUCUAGCUUAGCAUACUAGCCGCCGCCGCGUAAUAGUAAUAAAAUCCUCCCCCUUCCGUGUGCUCUGUUGUUUAUGUACUCUUUUAUCAGUGAAACAUGCAUAGAUUUCGCUGAGCA
This is a messenger RNA of Triticum aestivum (bread wheat), 487 nucleotides long. RefSeq lists its product as uncharacterized. The record is from RefSeq and is a predicted model, not a curated record. Bases 98 to 325 code for a protein of 75 amino acids. The transcript has a single exon. NCBI's taxonomy places the organism in Eukaryota, Viridiplantae, Streptophyta, Magnoliopsida, Poales, Poaceae.